CUCAUUCACUCAAAUGGGUUCAGCCAAUCAAAUGUGUUAUCACACUCGGGAAAGACCCUUCACAAUUUUAGAAGAUGGCGACUGCUGAACCGGAAAAUUCAACAAAUCCAUUGAGUACAGAAGAAGACAAAAACGACGAAAAUAGGCAAGAGAUUGUGAGUCUUGAAGAUUACAUCAAGCAUCCUCUGCAAAAUAGAUGGGCACUUUGGUUCUUUAAAAAUGACAAAAGCAAAACAUGGCAAGCAAAUCUUCGUCUCAUCUCAAAGUUUGACACGGUGGAAGACUUCUGGGCGCUAUACAAUCACAUCCAAUUAUCAAGUAACUUAAUGUCAGGAUGUGACUACUCUCUUUUCAAGGAUGGCAUUGAGCCUAUGUGGGAGGAUGAAAGGAAUAAACGGGGAGGCCGCUGGCUGAUCACCCUUUCCAAACAGCAGCGCAGAGCCGACCUGGACCGCUUCUGGUUGGAGACGCUUCUGUGCCUUGUGGGAGAAGGAUUUGAUGACCACAGUGAUGAUGUCUGCGGUGCCGUCGUCAAUGUGCGAACAAAAGGAGACAAAAUAUCAAUAUGGACGACAGACUAUGAGAACAAAGAUGCUGUUGUACAUAUAGGGCGUGUGUAUAAGGAAAGACUAGGUGUGCCAGCAAAGGUUAUCAUUGGAUACCAAUCACACGCAGACACAGCCACGAAAAGUGGUUCAACCACGAAGAAUAAGUUUGUUGUUUAAGGAGCCCUUUUAAAGCACAGUUGGUCUCUUGAUUCAUUUUUUUUAUAUUUUUAUUUUAUUUUAUUUAAAGAACUAACAGUUAUUAUUAUCAUUCAUUUUUUUUCAGUUGCUGCAACAAAAGUCUGAAUCUAUAUCAAGUCCAUAUCUUCAUCGGAAGAGGCUUUUUGACUAGUUGAAAAAAAAGAAAAUUGUAAGCCUUUAAAUUUCUGGAUGGAGGGUAUAUUUCGAUCAGAGAAAUAUUGUAGUUGUACAGUGUAAAUACAGAGCCAUGUUUGUUUUUUAAAUGUGAGUGUAUUAAUGGAUCUUUUGCUGGUGAGAUGGGCAUAGAGGUGCGCAUUCAAUUCAAUAUAUAAAUGUUUUUGUUUCAUAGUUUGUUUACCUUUAUAUGUUUAGUAAUAGUUACUAAAUCUUACGUUAAAUUAUUUAUUUUUUAUUCAGUCCAUUUGUUCCCGCUUUAGAUUUAGUGUUUGAUUUAUUUGGACAUGGCGGUAAAGUGAAUUUUGUAAUCACACAACUUUUGUAUUUCUGCUUAAGAAUGUUAAGAGAAGUUAGAUUUUUUUUUUUCUUUUCAAAUGUUGUAUAGAAGUUUAUUUUUGCAGCCUUGAUCAACAUGCCUCAUGUGUAGUGUUCAAGGCAGAAUUAACUAAUUAUCUCUGGUCUUCACCUUUCCUAAGGGGAUUUGUUGAGUAUUUAAAACACAAAAAUUCCUCUCUUGAAAAUGGGUGCUUAUAAAAACUGACUGUAAAUAAAAUGUACAGUACGUUGUCUAUACCUAGUGAAUAACUGCUAAAAAUACAUUAUUGAUCAAAUAAAUCU
Molecule: messenger RNA, 1541 nt
Organism: Paramisgurnus dabryanus
Lineage: Eukaryota; Metazoa; Chordata; Actinopteri; Cypriniformes; Cobitidae
Gene: eif4ea
Product: eukaryotic translation initiation factor 4ea
Biological process (GO): translational initiation
Cellular component (GO): cytoplasm; eukaryotic translation initiation factor 4F complex
Molecular function (GO): RNA 7-methylguanosine cap binding; translation initiation factor activity
Source: RefSeq, a predicted model, not a curated record